UUAGUUAUUUACGGUAACAGAAGUCGAAUGAAUUUAGAACCUCUGCGCUUCCCGUAGUGCGGACUGUACCAAGCCGGCCGGGGGAGAGGUGCAUCGCGGCCAGGCCCGGCCGUUCGCCCAGCGCCUUUGGGCAGACGCACGCAGUGGCCGGCUGUGUGACUUGAGGCGCACGUAGGGAGGCGGAUUAACACUAAAUCCCCACAAUGUCCCUGAAACCACGAGUAGUUGAUUUUGAUGAAACAUGGAACAAACUUCUAACAACAAUUAAAGCUGUUGUAAUGUUGGAUUAUGUUGAAAGAGCGACAUGGAAUGACCGCUUCUCGGACAUUUAUGCUUUAUGUGUGGCCUAUCCAGAACCUCUUGGAGAGAGACUUUAUACAGAGACUAAAUUUUUUUUGGAAAAUCAUGUACGCCAUUUGCACAAGCGUGUUCUGGAAUCUGAAGAACAAGUACUGGUUAUGUAUCAUAGAUACUGGGAAGAAUACAGUAAAGGGGCAGACUACAUGGACUGUUUAUACAGGUACCUCAACACACAGUUUAUUAAGAAGAACAAAUUAACUGAAGCUGAUCUUCAGUAUGGCUAUGGAGGUGUGGAUAUAAGUGAACCACUGAUGGAAAUAGGAGAGCUAGCACUUGAUAUGUGGAGAAAAUUAAUGAUUGAGCCACUGCAGGCCAUCCUCAUUCGAAUGCUCCUCCGAGAAAUCAAAAAUGAUCGCUGUGGAGAAGACCCAAACCAGAAAGUAAUCCAUGGGGUUAUUAACUCCUUUGUUCAUGUUGAACAGUAUAAGAAAAAAUUCCCCCUAAAGUUUUAUCAGGAAAUUUUUGAGUGUCCUUUUCUGAAUGAAACAGGGGAGUAUUAUAAACAAGAAGCUUCAAACUUAUUGCAAGAGUCAAACUGCUCACAGUAUAUGGAAAAGGUUUUAGGUAGAUUAAAAGAUGAAGAAAUGCGAUGUCGGAAGUACUUACACCCCAGCUCAUAUGAUAAAGUAAUUCAUGAAUGCCAGCAGCGAAUGGUAGCUGAUCACUUGCAGUUUCUGCAUGCAGAAUGCCAUAAUAUCAUCAGACAAGAGAAAAGAAGUGACAUGGCAAAUAUGUACACUCUGCUUCGUGCUGUGUCAAGUGGUUUACCUCAUAUGAUUCAGGAACUACAAAACCAUAUCCAUGAUGAGGGCCUUAGAGCAACCAGCAAUCUUUCUCAGGAAAAUAUGCCAACUCAGUUUGUGGAGUCAGUUUUGGAAGUACAUAGUAAAUUUGUUCAGCUUAUCAACACCGUUUUGAAUGGUGACCAGCACUUUAUGAGUGCCCUUGACAAGGCUCUAACAUCAGUAGUAAACUAUAGGGAACCCAAGUCGAUCUGCAAAGCACCUGAGCUGCUGGCCAAGUAUUGUGACAAUUUGCUGAAGAAAUCAGCCAAAGGAAUGACAGAGAAUGAAGUAGAAGAUAAACUUACAAGUUUCAUUACUGUUUUCAAAUACAUUGAUGACAAAGACGUUUUCCAGAAGUUCUAUGCCAGAAUGUUGGCAAAACGAUUAAUUCAUGGUUUAUCUAUGUCUAUGGACUCAGAAGAAGCCAUGAUUAAUAAACUAAAGCAAGCCUGUGGUUAUGAGUUUACCAGCAAGCUCCAUCGAAUGUAUACAGACAUGAGCGUUAGCGCUGAUCUCAACAAUAAAUUCAACAACUUUAUCAAAAACCAGGAUGCCAUUAUAGAUUUGGGAAUUAGUUUUCAGAUAUAUGUUCUACAGGCUGGCGCAUGGCCUCUAACUCAGGCUCCUUCAUCAACGUUUGCAAUUCCUCAGGAACUGGAAAAAAGUGUACAGAUGUUUGAAUUAUUUUACAGUCAGCACUUCAGUGGGAGGAAGCUUACUUGGUUACAUUAUCUUUGUACAGGUGAAGUAAAAAUGAACUAUUUGUGUAAACCUUAUGUAGCCAUGGUCACAACAUACCAAAUGGCAGUACUGCUUGCCUUCAACAACAGUGAAACUGUCAGUUAUAAAGAGCUUCAGGAUAGCACACAGAUGAAUGAGAAGGAACUGACAAAAACCAUCAAAUCGUUACUUGAUGUCAAAAUGAUCAACCAUGACUUAGACAAGGAAGAUAUAGAAGCAGAGUCUACUUUUUCAUUAAAUAUGAACUUCAGUAGUAAACGAACAAAAUUUAAAAUUACCACAUCAAUGCAGAAAGACACACCACAGGAGAUGGAGCAGACCAGAAGUGCUGUAGAUGAAGACAGGAAAAUGUACCUUCAAGCUGCUAUAGUCCGUAUCAUGAAAGCACGUAAAGUGCUGCGACAUAAUGCUCUUAUUCAGGAGGUAAUUAGCCAGUCGAGAGCUAGGUUUAACCCAAGUAUCAGCAUGAUUAAGAAGUGUAUUGAAGUUCUGAUAGAUAAACAAUACAUCGAGCGAAGCCAGGCCUCAGCAGAUGAAUACAGUUAUGUAGCAUGAUGAUGCUCUCCAGCAGGUGUGGUUGUAAGGAGAUCAUUGCUGUCACUGUUUGGUGUGUUCCUGUGGGAAGAAGCAGGUCUGUGCCUCCAUAACUGGUCACUUGGCAGCCCCUGUUUUUCUGCUGUUUACAACAUCACCAGUGCCACGUCAUGAGCGUCAAUGAAAAUGCCUAUAGAUAUUUCAAGCUCAUGUCAUUAUGACAUUUCUUAAAACUUUACUAAAAGAAUGAGUGAAGUAUUGCUGAAAUGUGGAAAUUUGGUUGGGUACCAUGCUUUUUUUUUUUUUUUUUUUUUUUCCCCCCUCCUUCACGUUUGCAGUUGAUGUUUUUUAAUGUAUCUUAAAAGAAAAAGUUAAAAUAUUGUAAUAUGACAGAUAUCCUAAUAAUUGUAUCUACAUUAAAAUGUAAAAUAAAAAAGAUGAACAUGAUACUGCUGCUUGUCAAAUAAAAAAAAUAAAGAAAUGGAA
This is a messenger RNA of Malaclemys terrapin pileata, 2906 nucleotides long. It is a transcript of the gene CUL2, whose product is annotated as cullin 2. Lineage: Eukaryota; Metazoa; Chordata; Testudines; Emydidae. Gene Ontology annotation, molecular function: ubiquitin protein ligase binding. The transcript has 21 exons. Gene Ontology annotation, biological process: protein ubiquitination; SCF-dependent proteasomal ubiquitin-dependent protein catabolic process. Bases 204 to 2441 code for a protein of 745 amino acids. The record is from RefSeq and is a predicted model, not a curated record. Gene Ontology annotation, cellular component: Cul2-RING ubiquitin ligase complex; SCF ubiquitin ligase complex.